Molecule: messenger RNA, 279 nt
Organism: Leptosia nina
Lineage: Eukaryota; Metazoa; Arthropoda; Insecta; Lepidoptera; Pieridae
Source: the annotation of a GenBank genome assembly
AUGCCCACCCGUGGGCAAAUAUUUCAUCUUCGCUACCUUCGACUUCAUUCGGCGAUCACCCAACCAGAAACUGAUGUUCUAUACAAAGUAAAGAACCCGCGGAUCCCUAUAACGAAAUAUAAACAACUAUUUACAGACACUUUGCAAGACUAUGUACUACUCAGUGCAACAGGCAAAUUAAUUCUCAUUAGUGCUGAACACGAUAAGAAGCGGGUAAACAAGCUGAUGACGAAGAGGAAACUGAUACAACAGGAGGCAAAAUAUCGUCUGGUCUGGUAA